This is a messenger RNA of Saimiri boliviensis boliviensis (Bolivian squirrel monkey), 462 nucleotides long. Its product is annotated as WD repeat-containing protein 43-like. Gene Ontology annotation, cellular component: nucleolus. The record is from RefSeq and is a predicted model, not a curated record. Gene Ontology annotation, biological process: maturation of SSU-rRNA from tricistronic rRNA transcript (SSU-rRNA, 5.8S rRNA, LSU-rRNA). Lineage: Eukaryota; Metazoa; Chordata; Mammalia; Primates; Cebidae.
AUGGUUCAGUGGCUAAAAUGUAUGUUAACAGUUCAUGCAGCAUACCUGUCCACGUUGCCUGACCUGGUACCUCAGCUGGGGACACUCUACCAGUUAAUGGAAAGCAGAGUCAAAACUUUUCAGAACCUUCAUGGAAAGCUUAUUUUUCUAAUUACACAAGUAACAUUAUCAGAGAAAACAAAGGAAACAACUUCCCCUGGACAGAAGGCAAAGUUGGUGUAUGAAGAAGUAUCUUCUGAAGAGGAGUCUGACGAUGAAAUAGCAGAUAAGGAUUCUGAUGAUGAUUGGGAUGAAGAUGAGGAGGAGAGUGAAAGUGAAAAAGAUGAGGAUGAUGCUGAAGAGGAAGAUGAGGAUGCCAAAGGAAAAGAUGAAGAAAAUGGUGACGACAGAGAUAGAGCAAGUGAAAAAGAAUUAAAUGGGGAUUCUGACUUAGAUCCUGAAAACGAAAGUGAAGAAGAAUGA